Molecule: messenger RNA, 1998 nt
Organism: Spodoptera litura
Lineage: Eukaryota; Metazoa; Arthropoda; Insecta; Lepidoptera; Noctuidae
Product: F-box and leucine-rich repeat protein 13
Molecular function (GO): protein binding
Source: RefSeq, a predicted model, not a curated record
UUAGGACUGAGUUAUUGUGUGAGACUACCACAUUUAAUAAAGUAAGUCCCUUUUUACGUCAGUAACAGUUUAUAUUCAAUAAUGUGAUAUUAAUAGUUUAUUAAUUAUUUAGGUAGGUCUACGACUACCUAACUACUUCUAACUCCUAUGAGUUAGAAGUUCUAGUAUGGUUAAUAUUUAGGAAACUUGCAUUUUGUGGUUGGUUACACUUAAACUUGUUGGUUUUAGAAACAUCUAGGAAUAUCUGUGUAAUUAUCAAAAUAAGCAAGAUAUAAGUUUAUUUAGUAACAGAUUCAUCGUUACAUUGUAUCCGAAAAUCUUAUUGUCUAUGAAUGAGCAACUUUAGUUAGAAUGGCUAACUAACAAUCGACUAAAAUAAAACACAGCUGACUGAUAGCGGCUGUCAUAUUGUUAUUGUAAAUUGUGUGUUUGAUAAGCUCAGAUGACAGUAAUAUUCAGUUAGCACAGUUGUUAAAUACCAAGAUAUAAGAUAAUUAUUGUUAAUCUAACGGCGCAGUUACAGCUUUAAUUAAGACCAAUGUCAAAUUCAUGAAAUGAAUUUGCAUGUGUUAUGUUUUUGAUAUUGAUCCACUAUUAGGUAGGUAGGUACCUGUUAAACAAUAAAUUAUCUGCGGUUGAUUUAAUACAGUAACACAGUGAAUUAUUUGUGGGUAUACCGUAAAUAUAAGUAGGUACUUAGGUAGAUGCGUUGAUCCCCACUAUGUCAUUACACGUGUGGAGAUUGUGGUGGGAGCAAGCGGCAAAAUACGCAAAAUAAUUAUGAUCUGAGCCAAAUUUAGUAAACGAAAUAUUUACUGAAGUAUUUAUUGAAAUGGAUUUGCAUUUUAACGUUGUAGCAGAAAAGUUGCACGAGAAAUUAAGUAAUUUAUUAAUAUUAUCCGAUCCACAGCGCUUGAUUCGAUCCGACGCAACAAUGUUCGAUCCACACAAUGGAGCUACUCCAUAUAGAAUAGAUAUUUUACCAAAUGAGUUACUGAUAAAGAUUUUCCAAUACCUGCCGAUAGAGUCCAUACUGGAGUGUGAAAAGGUAUGCAGUCGAUGGAAUAAAAUUAGUAGAGAUCUCUCAGUUUGGCGGGGUCUUGAUUUUGUUUACUCCGGGAAACCGGGUCAGACAGAAAUAGGAGAAAGAAACUUAAGAAUCUUAGACACUCACCGCGAAUGCAUACGAUGUCUCAAAAUUCAGUAUGUGUACAGUUACUCUGAGAUCAAAUCAAUCAUUGAUCAGUGUCCUAACAUCAUAUCUCUGGAACUAGUCAUGUGCCGUAUAGGCAAACAAUUUGAAAAGGAUAUCACGAAGUGGCCCGACCUGAGGAAGAUCAACCUUAAGAAUUCACUCGUAUUAAUGAACAACGUUGAAGUAUUAGUUCCUUAUGAUAAUUUUAAACAUUUGAACUAUUUGUCUUUGUCUGACUUUGGUUUGCCAGUGGAAACGCGUGAUAGUUUGCUCCGCUGUAACUAUUUAACCCACAUUUUUAUAGAAAAGGUUAGAGAUCUGACUUUAGAUUAUGUUAAAAGGUUGAUAAUAAAUAAAACGAAGAUUCUUGUCGCCCUACACAUAUAUGGGGGUGGCGCUGUCGACGACGAAUGUUUACAAAUGUUGUCGUAUUGUAAUUCGUUAAAAGAUCUUGCUAUAAUACAUUGUGAAAAUCUCACUGACGCGGGACUAAUCAAAUUGACUAAUUUAAAAAAAAUACAACAUUUACAAAUCUGGAACAACAUUGUGUUUAGUGAAGAGAAUCUGAAAAGAACGUUAGGAAGUCCGAAUUUAACUAAAUUAGAAAGCUUAAGUCUAUCAAAGAUAGGAAAUGUUUCACCUGUGAUAGUCGAUGUGAUCUCUGAACAUUACAAGAAUCUUAAGUUCCUCGCUUUGUAUCAAUGUCCUCAAAUCAUAAACACUGAUUACGAAAAGCAGUUGAAAGCGAAAUUUCGAAAUAUUGAUGUUGUUUUGUAUUGAUAUGGAAUUGUAGGGAUUUUAUU